Messenger RNA from Trichomonas vaginalis G3, 702 nucleotides. RefSeq names its product ubiquitin-like family. Lineage: Eukaryota; Parabasalia; Trichomonadida; Trichomonadidae. The transcript has a single exon. Bases 1 to 702 code for a protein of 233 amino acids. The record is from RefSeq and is a predicted model, not a curated record.
AUGAGCAAGAUUAUCAAAGUUUCAGUUAUUGUCCCUCAUAAAGAUAUUGUAACAAUAGAAAUAUCGAAAGAUUCUACAGCCGAAGAUGCAAAGAAGAUUCUCAUUGAGCAACAUCAUUUUGAAGAUGGUAAAUACGCUUUUAUUUAUUUAGGCAAUUUUUUGUCAGAAACCAAUACAUUUAAACAUGUUCCUAAUGGAGCAAAGUUGGUUGUAUUCAUAAAAUCACUCGAUAAAGUUCAGAAAGAAGAAGAGGAAGCAAGACUUAAAAAAGAAUCGAUAAUAAAUGCAGAAAAUAAUAUUAAAGAAUUCAUUAAAAUUUCACAAUUGCAACAGUUAUACAACAAUACUGAAAUUUGGGCAAAUUUGCCCGAAAUGGGUCAAGUAAGUCAAUUACUUCAAAAUCCUGCCAAUUUAUACGAAUUUGUAUGCUAUGAUUGUGAUCAUACGAUCUGUCCUGGAAUAGAUCCAAAUGAUAUUUUAUCAAUUAUGCUUACACUUUUAGAUUAUAAUAUAGAAGAACAUUUACCUCCUGUUUCUGACUUCGACAUUGAACUGGAGAGCUUAAACAAGGUCCAGCAAGAUAUAUUUAACUCCGUUUAUUCUUCUUGCCAACAACUUGAAAAACCAGUCGUAUUGGCAAAGCUGAAGGAAGUGGAUUUCAACAAAGAACAGGCUUUGGCUGAAUUGUUUGGCGAAAAAUAA